GUUUAACACCUUUCAUCUGGAGGCAUCUUCUUCCUGUCAGUUUGACUCUGUGGCCGUUUAUGACGGACCGGACACUCUGUCACCCUUGCUGGGGAAAUUCUGUGGCACAGUGCUCCCACCCAAUCUCCGUUCCUCCACAAAUCAGCUAUUCAUUGUCUUCAGAACAGAUAACUCAGUGAGUGGGAUUGGUUGGAGAGCUACUUACAGUCAAACGCUCGGUCCAGCACAGGGAUGUGGCGGAUACCUUUCCAUGCCCAUGGGCAUGUUUGGUUCACCAGAUCCAAAUCUAGAUGGUGUCUAUGAACCACGGAUGAACUGCCUGUGGACCAUUGAGAUGCCUGUCAACAAGGCAGUCAAUCUGACCUUUGACUCCUUUGAACUUGAGACUUCCACUACCUGCCGCUAUGACUAUGUCAGA
This is a messenger RNA of Neolamprologus brichardi, 418 nucleotides long. NCBI's taxonomy places the organism in Eukaryota, Metazoa, Chordata, Actinopteri, Cichliformes, Cichlidae. The record is from RefSeq and is a predicted model, not a curated record.